AUGGAAGUCGGUGCCCCUGUGUGGGUAUUGGACCGCGAGAUUUGGCAUGAGGCAGUUGUUAACGCGCCUGCAGAUAAAUCAACAGGACUUGUAGACUGCAUUAUUGAACCUGAAUUAGAUGACGAACACCUUGCAAUUUCUGAAGGUGACGACGUUGUGUCUGACACGAAGAAGGGAUUGACACCACAACGGCGCGUUUCACGACAAAAUUCCAUGCGACGGUCGGUAUCAAUUCAAGCAGAGUUCGUACUACCUCGCAGUCAAGGAGAGCACUACCACGCGGUACAGGAUCUGACAAAGCUCGUGCAUCUCCACGAACCUGCAAUUCUACAUGUGCUCAAACGGCGAUUUUUUCAUGGAGAGAUUUAUACUAGUACAGGACAGAUUCUUGUGGCGAUGAAUCCAUUUCGACGGCUGUCCAUGUACUCGGAUGAUAUUAAAGAGCGUUACUAUGAACUUGGUGGGAAUACAGAAGCAAACAAAUGUAAUAUUCCUCCUCAUGUGUACUCAGUCGCCGAUCAAGCUUUUCGAACGAUGCUGAUACCACAAUCGAAUAAUAAAAAGACAGAUCAGACUAUCUUGGUGAGUGGCGAGAGUGGUGCUGGGAAGACAGAGACCACAAAGUUGAUCAUGAAUUAUUUGGCCUUUGUCUCCACCAAGCGCUCGCGGCGUCCAAUUUGCUCAAAUAAUGGCGAUCAGACAACAAUUCAUGACCGUGUUCUGGAAUCAAACCCAAUUUUAGAGGCGUUUGGCAAUGCGAGAACUACGCGAAAUAACAACUCGAGUCGCUUUGGUAAGUUCAUUAAGCUUGGAUUUACUUGUUCAGGCGAGAUGUUAGGCGCAUCUAUCUCCACAUAUUUGCUGGAGCGCGUUCGCUUAGUCUCUCAAGGAAAGGGCGAGCGCAACUAUCAUGUGUUUUACGAAAUGUGUAGUGGUAGCUCGGCUUCUGAACGUCAGGAAUUGGCAUUGCGAGAUGUGCAGGAAUAUGCGUACUUAAAUCAAUCUGAAUGUUAUGAGCGUCUCGAUGGUGUUGAUGAUGCCGAGUCGUAUCACGUAACACGACGAGCCAUGUCAAGUAUUGGGAUGAAACCGGAUGAACAGCUGAAUGUGAUGAAAAUCGUUUCGGCAGUGCUUCAUCUGGGUAACGUAUGUUUCACUACUGCUACACAUAAUGGUGGAAAGGAUGACGCCUCAGUGGUGAAUGUGGAAGAAUGUGGGGAUAAUAUCUCGGCCAUUUGUGCGCUUCUUGGUGUAGAAGAGGAGGUUUUGCGCAAUACUUUAUGUACUAAGAAAAUUAAGGCUGGGGCCGAGUUCAUCACGACUUGUUUACCAGUGGCACAAGCACUUUCCACGCGAGAUUCUGUGGUCAAGACGCUAUAUUCUAAUCUAUUUAACUGGCUCGUGGACCGUAUUAAUAGGAGUAUCGAGUACAAGGAAGAAGCGGGUGGUAGUCAGUUCAUCGGUGUUGUAGAUAUCUUUGGUUUUGAGAUUUUUGAUAAGAAUCGUCUGGAGCAACUGUGUAUCAAUUAUGCAAACGAGAAGCUACAGCAAUUGUUUGGCAGGUUUGUGUUUCGAAUGGAGCAGGACCAGUAUGUUGCCGAGGAAAUCCCGUGGCAAUUUGUUGACUAUCCCAACAAUGAUGUUUGUGUGGCACUUAUUGAAAAGCGACAUACUGGUGUGUUUUCGAUAUUGGACGAGCAGUGUCUGAUCCCGCGCGGAAAUGAUGAAAAGCUGGCGAACAAAUACUACGAGUGUCUUGACAAGCACGAGAGCUUUUCAGUGACUAAAUUGCAGCGAGCAAAGGGUCAGUUUGUGAUUCACCACUAUGCUGGGAACGUCUGCUACAUAACAGAUGGCUUUUGUGAAAAGAACAAAGACCACAUGCAUACAGAAGCAAUGGAUUUGCUGCGUACAUCAAAGUUUGAAUUUGUACGAGCAUGCUUCGAGAACAGUGUGAAUGGUGCGGACAGCUCAAGCCCAAAAAACGGUAAGGUGGAUGCACGCAGCAGCGAUGGAAGUCGUCGUCGAUCUGGUGGCAUCUUGUCAUCUACUGUCGUCGCCCAGUUUAAAAGCCAGCUCAGCUUGCUAUUAGAGGUGUUAAAUAGCACAGAACCUCACUUUAUUCGGUGCAUAAAACCAAAUGAUCAAGCCAGCGCAUCACAAUUUGAACAAAAGCGUUUGCUGGAACAACUUCGUUGCAGUGGUGUUUUGGAAGCUGUAAAAAUUUCUCGUAGCGGCUACCCUGUGCGUUUUCCUCAUGAAGUAUUUAUCAAAACGUACAGCUGUAUUCUAUCCCAGGUACCGACUUCACAGGGACAUUUGGCGAAGGAAGUGGCGCUGGAAAUGGUAAAUAAGCUUACGACAAUGCUCAAUGUAGUAACAAAUGCGAAACACCCUCCUUUCCAAGUGGGAAAGACGAAGGUCUUUUGUCUUCUCGAGGCGCAUCAAGCCCUAGGAGCUGCUCGAUCAAAAGCUCUGUAUAAGUCCGUGAUAACAUUACAGCGGUAUUGUCUUGGGUACUCAAAGCGGUCUCGAUAUCAGCGAAAGCGUCGAUCCAGUAUCCGGAUUCAGACGACUUGGCGGUCAUGGUCGUGCUGGCACUGGUACCAAGGUUUUAUUCGUCGAAAACGAGCUGCAGUGAAGCUGCAAUGCACAAUACGUGGAUUUUUAGCUCGGCGGCAACUUAAGCGAAUCCACGCAGUUACUAUUAUCCAAUCGUUUGUUCGUGGGUGGCUUGUUCGGCGUGAAUAUUCCGCCAAUACAUUGAGUUUUGAGCAUGACGUGUCGUACGUGGGCACAUUGGACGAUCGCAGCACCUCACCGAGUUCAGUCUCUCUCUCUGAGUCCAUUUCAAAGGAUCGAAAGAAUACGACCAUUUCGUUCCAGAGCUCAGUGUGCACUAGUGAGUACUCUGACACGGCCAGCAUCCAAAGCGAAUCUCGAACAUCCUCACGGAAAAAGCAGCUUGAAGAGUAUGAGCCUCCUAUGCGGAUCCAAAAUGAGUACGAAAUUGUCUGGGAGUGUGGUCUUUUAGGCUUGUACUUUGAAAGCGAUCCUGUCUCCGGGAUGCCAAUUGUGCGUCGUGUUCACGAAAGUUUAAGCAACUGUGCUGAUAUUUUUGAGGUUUCGCGAGGUGACGUGCUUCUUGCUGUCGGAAAAGUGAAGGUGAAAAAAGGCGACAUUCGUCGUAUUUUGACGCUUUUGCAAGAAGUCCAGAAGCCAGUGCGUCUGCAUUUCUUUCGUAAUCCGACCGAAUCGUUUCGUCUUCGAUCUGGAUCGAUUGAACUCUUGGGAGAAGAAGAUUACGAAGUUUUAUGGAAGGAAGGUGUGCCACUUGGUCUAGGCUUCCGGCCCGACCCAAACACUGGAUAUCCAUGUGUGCUGCAAUCCCAAGGCAAUCAGCAGCUGCCUGGCAUGUUUAAUGUGCGUGCAGGUGAUCAUUUGGUCUUUAUAAACGAAUUUUCGACCCAAGGCGUGCGUUUUCAAAAGGUGAUUGACAUUUUAGAGAGCGGACCUCGACCUGCUGUGCUGCGCUUCCGUCAUACGGAUGUUGUGGAAGACCUGAAUCAGCAGCUUGACCAGACAAUUUCGCUAAAUACUUCCGUAAUGUCGAACCCGCAGGAUGAUUCAAAUUCGUUGGGAAUGUCACGCCUGAUGCGUCCGACACGUGUGAGUAUGAAUCCAAAGCAUGAUCAUUCGCUGUACUACAUAACUUGGAAAGAAGAGGACGGCCCGCUCGGGAUAGUCGUCAAGCAGGAAAGCACUAGUUUUCAUCCUCGUGUAAUUAAUGUCAAAAGCGAGGGAGCCGUAACGCGCGAAUCACAAAAGAAUCGUGUGGAGAUUGGUGACGUUUUGCUGAGUAUCAACAAUAACAACAUCAGCAAGAUGGGUUUUGGGGCAGCAAUGAAGCUGCUUCAAACAGGACCUAAGCCGCUUCUUCUAAUGUUUCAGCGUCCAAGAACGUCUUUGGAUCUAUCGGCAAGGACCUGCAACUUGUAG
This is a messenger RNA of Plasmopara halstedii, 3999 nucleotides long. Its product is annotated as myosin-like protein. Gene Ontology annotation, cellular component: cytoplasm; vesicle; actin cytoskeleton. Gene Ontology annotation, biological process: vesicle transport along actin filament; actin filament organization. Bases 1 to 3999 code for a protein of 1332 amino acids. Lineage: Eukaryota; Oomycota; Peronosporomycetes; Peronosporales; Peronosporaceae. Gene Ontology annotation, molecular function: ATP binding; microfilament motor activity; actin filament binding. The record is from RefSeq and is a predicted model, not a curated record. The transcript has a single exon.